GUUAUUAUUUUAAAUUGUGUAAUACUAGAAAUAUGUCCUCUGAUUGGUUGAAAAUGUAAUUAUCAUUUGCAAUCAGCUUUGGCUUGUUUCAAUUCGACGCGUGAUUGGUCAAUUUCUCUAAGAAAGUUGUAGGAAAUGAUCUAAAGUAAUUGACAGAGGUGAAGUAUCUCCAGUUAAGUGUAUUUUCUUUCCUGUCCUCAUGAAAGUUUGACAAGGUGGAAUUACUUUCUUUAAUUUCAAGUUCUGCUCUAGUGAAUGUCUGAUACUAUGACAUGGUAGCAAAGGCCACGGGGUUGCCCCACCGCCCGCUUCGCCGUCGUAAGCAAAGGGCAGUGAUGGUUUCUAGGUAAAAAAACCUGACUUGCGAGGUUGGUUCCGUCGUCCCUGACAUCAUCCAUGAUUCCUCCUCCACUAUUGCGUAAUUGCUUCUCGGGCUAUUGUGCCCAAAAAUUUUGGGCCGCCUGUGACCCUGUUCUUUUUAACAGGUCGAUAACUAAAUCAAACGAUACAAAAGGGGGAAAAAUAAAAUUAUUUAAAAAGUUUGCUCUUUUUUAUCUUAAGUAAAAGAGAUGUGACUGUCUAAAUAUGUGAAGAUACGCUGUGGUGUGCAAUUUAUAGAAGGACAAAAUCUACAUUAUUUUUGUGUAAUACGAGAACAGUCAAAACACGUAUCGACGAGUGAAAAUUAAUCAAAGUGAUAUUGCCUAGAUUGUCAUCGAGUUCCUGUGUAUUCAAGACAAAUUUUGAAAGCAACAUGACUGCAAAUGGUAUAAGUCUGGACAAAUUUCUUAGCCAAGUCACGACCAAUGUUGUUAGAACUGCAAUUGAGAAGAUUGCUGACCAGACCUUGGAGAUAAUGUAUGAUGAAGAGUCACUCUUGGAAUGUUUGAAUGAGGAGUCUUUCAAAGAUUCAGUUAUAGAAACAAGUUCUAUCCACUAUCAUGAUUUGCCAGAAAUUGCAUCUGAUGAAAUUACAAGUGUCUAUUUACAAGAGAGAUGUUCUAAACUUGUUGAAGUUACAUUAAAUGAUGUUUAUGAUGAAUUACAGCAAAUAUUUGACUUGGAGGGCCAGGAAAUGAUAAAGGAUAAUGGAGUAUCACAAAAGAAAAUACAUUCACUUGAUUGUAUUAAAAAUUCUGAUGGUGUCUCUAAUUAUUUUCAAGAUUUAUCUCUUAGCAUAAUAAGAAAUGCCUAUGAGAAGUGUGGGAUGGCAGAUGGUAAACACUUGCAGAAUGAUCCUUUUUUGGUUUGUGAUAUGGAAAAUGAUAUUGAAAAUAUAGGCAUUGACACUCAACAAGGAAAUGAUCAGUCAAUUGUUGAGCAAAGUAUUAGUAACAGUAUUGACAAGUGCAAUUUACCUGAUGGAAGAGGUACUGCAGAUGAAAAUUAUUUAGAAACAGUAGUUGGAAAAAAGGAUUCGAAUAGCACAGAAAGUUUCUCAGGUUUCACUACAGCUAAUUCAACAAUGUACAAGUCAAGCAAUAGUUUCUUAAUGACAAAUAAUGAAACCCAAGAAAAUGGCACCACAACAAUCGAUUCGGAAAUGUUUACAACAGCUGAUGAUUUUCAAGAACAGUCAAAUGAAAGUUCUGGUCUACAUUUUGAUAAAGAAUUUUUGCAGGAGACUACAGUAAUGCAAAGUACUCCAGAAAGAUUUGUAGACACCACAAUAACCCCAGGCCCUCGUCAGAGUACACCAGUUGCUAAUGACAUGUCUCAUGAUCUUGACAUAAGCUUACCAACAACAGAAACAUCUAACAUCAUCCCUGAAGAUUUAAAAUAUGGUAGCAAUAGUGGUGCUGGUCAGCAAAAACCACUUCAAGAUCAGUCCAUGGAACAUGAUACAAACCUACCUAAAGAUGGACAUCAUAUUGCAGAAUAUGUGAGAACAUUGCAAGAAAUAUCUGGUGAUGAGUCUUCUCUUGGGGAUCCAUCCAGUCCUAGAACACUAUCACGGCAAUCAAGUGCAUUUGGAAAUGUAACCUUAGAAUUUGACACUGAUUGGGAGGCCAGUAUGAAAGGUUUGCAAGAUGAGACCAGGAUGAAAUCAAAACCUGAAGAGAAACACAAGGUUAUCCUGCAUGAGUUAUCCUUUGAAGACCAUCAUCGUUUGAAAGCCCCAGAGUUAUUAUGUCCUGUGUUCUUGGCCGUUCAAGAUGACAGUGACAAUGAAUCAGGAGAUGAAAGAACAAAGAGAAAUCAAAGGAUGUCCCAGAGUAUUGAUGAUCUUUGUGAAAUGAUUUCUGAAGAUAGUGAUGAUGAUGAUCAAGAUUUAGGCCCUCUAAGACGUCGGGCAAUGUCACUGGAAUGUAAAAAGCCUUCUGCUAAAGAACAACGAAAGAAAGCUCCAACCAGGGAAGAACUUAUGGCAGCAUUUGAAGAACUUCAACAUGAAAUCAUGGAGGAGAAGGACUCUGAACAUGAAAUUGUAGAAAGAGAAGGUGUAAAUGAGGAGGAUGAGGGACACAAUGAGACACAAAGAGGAGAAAUAAUGGAUAUUCAGGAAUAUAAUGGAUUGAAUGAUCCAUUAAGAUGGCAAACUGUCGUUUUUAAUGGCCAACACAAAGUCAUUGACUUGAAAUUACUCGAACCUUUUCUCAAGGUGUUAACACAUGGAGGGUAUCAUCAUGAAGGAGACAAAAAGACUGUCAUUGUUGUACUAACUGCUUGUAAUUUACCAAAUAAGAAGAUGAAAAGAUAUGCAUUUUUGAUGGAACAACUUUUCUUCUUUAUAAUCAGUACUAUGGAUUUACUGGUAACAUCAGAAGAUUAUAUCUUUGUCUAUUUUCAUGGAGGAACAAGCAAGAAUCAAUCGCCAAGUUUUUCAUGGUUAAAGAAAUAUUACCAGUAUAUUGACCACAGAUUACGAAAGAGCGUCACCAAAGUAUUCGUAGUCCAUCCUAAUCUUUGGCUGAAAAGUGUCUUCAGACUUUGUCGUCCAUUUUUAAGCUCUAAUUUUGCGAGAAAAUUAAAAUUUGUGAACAAUUUAAAAGAACUGUCAAGUUACAUCAAAACGGAUUUUAUUUUCAUUCCUGACGAAGUUAUAAGGGUUGAUCCAAAUUACAGGAAACAACACGACAGUUAAAAAUAUUUAAUCCAACCGCUUUUAAUAUUUAAUAAAGCUUUAGGAAAUGAUUUUAUUAGUAGAACAGUGACGCGAUAAUUAUGUAUAACUUUUUCUGAUUAAAGUUUUAUUGCAUGGAAAAAAAAUAUUGAAUAUUAAUCUAAUGACUUUACCUAAUAUAUUCUGCUAUGAAUCAGUUGUGUAUGUCUGUUUUCCACUUCAACCGUAUUGAGGCGACACGUAGCAUAUAUCAUUUCUCACGGUUCCCUACGAUUGAAGUGGAGAACAGGCCUAACUGUUUAACUUUUAAUAAUAUAUACAUUUCAUUUCCUUUGGAUAAUUUUCUUUACAACUUAAUAUAUCUUAAUCAAUAGAGUCAGUUUACAAUAACAAGCACGUAUGAUUUAUCGAGUGGAAAGUAAAAUAUCAAAAUGAUCAUUAUGAAAUAUUACUUCGUGGAACAAACUUCUAAAAUUUAAAAGUAAAAGCACUAUGAAUGAGACAACAUUGACAGGAAACAUUACCGAACAUAUUAUGAAAUGUGAAAUGUUUGGUGAGAAAGGAAAUAAAAUACCUCGACAAUAUUCUACUAACUUCAUAGUUAAUAAUGCGCUGAACGUUAUUGUCAAUAUAAUUUUGGCAGUUUUAAGUGUAGAUCUAAACUUCGUCGCUUUUGUUACGAUCUGGAAAUCAAGGAAACUUUAUGAAAA
Messenger RNA from Dendronephthya gigantea, 3774 nucleotides. Its product is annotated as protein prune homolog 2-like. The record is from RefSeq and is a predicted model, not a curated record. The transcript is spliced from 9 exons. Gene Ontology annotation, cellular component: cytoplasm. Bases 755 to 3085 code for a protein of 776 amino acids. Lineage: Eukaryota; Metazoa; Cnidaria; Anthozoa; Malacalcyonacea; Nephtheidae.